AUGAUUCCGUUUAAUAACCUGGCUGUAAAAUUGAAAGAUAUUAUCCCGCUUGCAUCCGGCAAAGCAGGAUCCGGUGCAGUAGCACGCAGAGGAGCAACAGCACACGGUUCAUCAGCACUCGGCGACGCAGCAGAAGUCGGCCGCGUAACAGUACUUGGCUUCGGCUUCGGCCUCGGCGUCACCGCCGGCGUUCUUCUCGGGAUCGUCAUCUGCUAUGAGCGGGGGAUUAUUGGGGAUAAGAUGAAUUGGGCGAUAAAGGAGGUCAAGACACGGGCCGAAGCUGCGCCUGCGUUUAGGGAUAUUACUGAUGAAGCCGAGCCGGUCACGUCGGCGAGGGAUGCGUUCCACGCUGGAUUCAGACGACGCCGUGCCAAUGCGGGAUCUGAUUUCGGGAGUGAGCACAUAUUAGCCCAUGAAGAUGCCUUCCUCUCCAGCAAUGAUGGCGUUGAGACCACCGACAUGGAAUCAUGUGCCACAGAGUCCACUGCUACCGGCGCAGAAUCAACCCGGACCGGCGUUGAGACCCCUGACACAGAAUCAUGGGCCUCAGAGUCCACAACCACCGACGCAGAAUCGAUCCCGACCGCGGCCGGCGACGACUCGGACGAUAAGGACGUUCCAUCUAAAGAUCAACGGAAUGCUUACCCGCGGAACGGAAACCUGCUGCUUUGUGUGUGA
Molecule: messenger RNA, 678 nt
Organism: Myxozyma melibiosi
Lineage: Eukaryota; Fungi; Ascomycota; Lipomycetes; Lipomycetales; Lipomycetaceae
Exons: 5
Coding region: 1-678 (225 amino acids)
Source: RefSeq, a predicted model, not a curated record